AUGCUUCUGCCGCAGUUCAGCCCGGCGGAUCUCAGUCUGGAGCCCAAUCCGUUCGAGCAGUCCUUCAGGGGCGCUCCAGAAACACCAGGAGCAACCAGGUUGCCCUCGGUCGCUGCAUUGACGUCAGCUUCAUCUCUCCUGCCCAACAGUAACAUGACGCCGUUCAACUGGGGAGGAGGUUCGCUGUGGACCGGGCCUCUGAGCUCAGGGAUGCUCUCUGAGCAGGCCAAUGUUUACAUUGACGGUACCCCCCACCCUCGUGGCGGUUCCCCUACACCCCACGAGUCCUCUCUAAAUAAGGGCUUGACACCGAGCGGCAGCGAUUCUAUGUUCCCUGCCCAAAGCCCGAAUUUUCAACUUUCUGCUCAACUCGCUAGCGGCGGAGCUACGCCCAGCACUCUCGACUUCCACCGAACUACUAUGAGCGCUGCGGCCAAACGUGAUCAGAACGGUGCUCCUCUGCGAUCACAAGGACAACAACCACCACCUUCGCCUCAGCAACAGCAACCGUCUGUUACCUUUAAACCCCAAGAAAUGCCCAACGGCGCGACCACCGCCAAACCCGAGGCGAAGCCUGCAUCGGGCACUUUUGGCCCCCACAACAACGACGCUGCGAAUGGUCUAUUCAUGUUUGUCCAAGGUAGGAACGGCGCCCAGAGUACAAACCAAUUCGCCGUCACUUCAGGCGCCCCCGGCCACGCUCGCCCUGUCCCCGUCGCUCCACAGAAUAUGAACACUUCGCCGCACAUGUCGAGUGUUAAUGGAGGCUCAAUUGGCUCUGCGCGCGGCAUGAGUGAGGGCAAGGGCAAGAGAAACAUCCCUCCCACCAACGGCCGACGGAAGGCGGAUGAGCCCCCAGCCAAGGCUCCCGCUAAUAAGAAAUCCAAGACCAAUGCUGCUGCUGUCAAUGGUGACAUGGAUUUCUCUGAUGACGAGUCCAAGAUGAAACUGGAGGAGGGCGGAUCCAAGUCAAAGAUGACGGACGAGGAGAAGCGAAAGAACUUUCUCGAACGCAAUCGCGUCGCUGCCCUCAAGUGCCGUCAGAGGAAGAAACGAUGGCCUACCAGCCUGCAGACCAAGGUUGAGAUGUUCAAUACGGAGAACGAUGCCUUGACGGCGCAAGUCACCCAACUCAGAGAAGAGGCGGUCAACCUAAAGACACUUCUUUUUGCCCACAAGGACUAUCCAGUUACGCAUCGGCAUGGUCUCCACGGUGCCUUCGUGUCGCAGGUCAUUGAGCCCAUCAAUUCGCAGAUGAACCCCUAUGGUAUGGCUGCACCGACGCCAAACCAGGUCAUGGCUAGCCAGGGUGUGCAGCGGCGUUUCUCAUAG
Fusarium keratoplasticum is the source of this 1332-nucleotide messenger RNA. RefSeq names its product BZIP domain-containing protein. NCBI's taxonomy places the organism in Eukaryota, Fungi, Ascomycota, Sordariomycetes, Hypocreales, Nectriaceae. Gene Ontology annotation, molecular function: DNA-binding transcription factor activity, RNA polymerase II-specific; RNA polymerase II cis-regulatory region sequence-specific DNA binding. The record is from RefSeq and is a predicted model, not a curated record. The coding region runs from base 1 to 1332 and encodes 443 amino acids. Gene Ontology annotation, biological process: regulation of transcription by RNA polymerase II. The transcript is spliced from 4 exons.